Molecule: messenger RNA, 1615 nt
Organism: Helicoverpa zea (corn earworm)
Lineage: Eukaryota; Metazoa; Arthropoda; Insecta; Lepidoptera; Noctuidae
Gene: Ase
Exons: 1
Coding region: 1-1212 (403 amino acids)
Biological process (GO): regulation of transcription by RNA polymerase II; developmental process
Molecular function (GO): DNA-binding transcription factor activity, RNA polymerase II-specific; protein dimerization activity; RNA polymerase II transcription regulatory region sequence-specific DNA binding
Source: RefSeq, a predicted model, not a curated record
AUGAGUUCCAUCGGCGUCGUCGUCUUCCGCAACUCGCCGCUCGGCAAGUCGCAGGUGCUCCAAGAAUCCGUGAAUAAUACCGUGAACAUAACAAACAAUGAUGCCAAUCAAAACUCCACACGUGAAAUUAUAAUAGUCAGAAAGAAGCCAAAAUUCCAAUCUGUACCGGCAACCGUGUCAGUGACGUCAUUAGUUCGUGCUGCUGAGCCUGUAACGUCAUCAGCUCCAUCGGCUAAGAAAUCUCGUCCUAAUGAAAAUAGUGCGGAAGAAUCAGUGCGGUCUCCAACACCACUAGCAGUUGCACGUCGAAAUGCGCGGGAACGUAACAGAGUGCGCCAAGUUAAUGAUGGAUUUGCCGCUCUUCGACGACAUAUCCCUGAAGAAGUCGCGUCUGCCUUUGAAAAUGCUAACUCUAACCGGGGAGCUAACAAGAAGUUAAGUAAAGUGGAAACUUUGCGUAUGGCAGUGGAAUAUAUACGAAACUUGGAAAAUCUAUUGAACAUUGGCCAUGAUAAAGAAAAUACAUCACGCCCGUCAAUGGAAUCGUUCCCUUCUCCAGCAUCCUCAUCACCGAGAGAAAAUAGUCAAGAAAGAAGUUACUACAUAAUACAUUCUCCUGCUGGUGACGACGAUGACAUGGAUGAAGAUGAAAUUGACGGUGCCCAUCAUCUUCGACGACAGCAAUACGUGGAUCUACAAGGAAAUGAACAAUUUCAAUUAGUGGCCACCCCUAAUUUGUACGAGGAAGAAGAAGGUGCUGGGCAACCACUGACUCCGUCAUCCGACCUUCUUGGACAUGAAGAUAUAAAUCCUCAUCUAAUGGAUGGACAUUUCGCGUUUCCUAAUUCAGCAGAACAGUUCACAGUUAUUCCAGAAAGACAUUACCUGAACGAAGCUGAUGUGAAUGUGAACGACAAUGAUUUUGAAGUAAAAUAUUCUGCAAUAAUGAAUCAGCAACUAAAUCAUAACUUCACUGAAGAUACCAGUUUGCCAUCGAUUGAUCCUGGUUUAAUUUUAACUCACAACGAUUACAAAUUCAAAGCUGAAGAUAACUCUUUUGUUCAAGAUCAAUUUAACGAUGACAUUGAAUUAAAAAAAGAGCUUCCAGAUAUUCAAGUGACACCAGAAGACAGAGAACAAUUUGAGGAAACCCUAAAAUGGUGGCAAGAGAAAACUAAACAGGCGCGAGUUUUGAAAAAUAAUAAGAACUAACUAUAAGGAUUUAUUGUACGUAGUUCUUGUGUAGAUAAAUUUAAUUCCAGAUAUUUAUUGCUGUAGAAGUGUAGUGUAGUAAAACAUAACAUACAGCUGUUGGUGCCAAAGUCGGUUGAAGCGCGGGCGCAAGGUGUGUCGUAACGGUCAGGCGAGCCUGCACUUCAAGCUUUGUACAUUGAUCGUGUCAUUUAUGUUAUUCUAGUAAUGUUACAUAGUUCAAUGGCUUAGACUUCAGUGUAUUGUAAUGUAGAAGAGAGAAAACCUCUCAAUAGUAGGUACCUAGUUCAAAUAUUGUAAAUAUGAGUACGAAAGGGCACCUCUUUAUACAAAUUGAUUAAAUAAACUCAGUGCCUUCUAUUAUAAUAAACAUUGUGAUGUUAGAUUUUAGUUACUUUAUGAC